Molecule: messenger RNA, 3784 nt
Organism: Ruditapes philippinarum (Manila clam)
Lineage: Eukaryota; Metazoa; Mollusca; Bivalvia; Venerida; Veneridae
Product: HUWE1-associated protein modifying stress responses-like
Exons: 4
Coding region: 148-933 (261 amino acids)
Source: RefSeq, a predicted model, not a curated record
GAUUGCUCAAUUGCGCAUGCGCAAAUAUAAUUUCCGUUGAGACGAGAAAAAGAAAAAUAAUUUUUCACAUCCUUUGUAAAAAGACGUAAAUACUGAUAAAUUAAGGUUAUUCUCAAAAAUAGUUUCUGGAAAAGUCAAACUUAAAUCAUGGCCCACCAAGAGGGCCAGCAAAAUGACCAUAUGGCCGACGGUUGGUUGAGUGCUUUUGAAGAAGAAUGUUUAGAGGAUUUGGAAAGUUCGGAAACAAAUAUGGAGGACAACGUUCAGAGAGAUACAGACUUUGCAAUGCAGAAAUUAUUUCUACAGUUUCAAAAUUCUGCAACAGCAAUUGCUCAAUUAUAUAAAGAUCGUACCAAUGGGCUUUCAUUAUGGAUUCCAUUCCAAAAUGCUGCGUCUUCAGUUACAACUCUAUAUAAAGAUAGUGUUGAUACAGCCAAACAUUGCAUGGAAUCUGGUGUUCAAAGAGGUCGGCAAAGACAACUGAAAGACAUUGUGUCCUGGGUGAAAAAACGAAGAAGACAUAUUAGACGUGAAGAUUUGUUAGCUUUCCUUAGUGGUAAAAAUCCACCACAAAGAACUAAAAUGUCUGGUAGUGUUGUGCGUCAUAGUGCAUCAGCAAGAAUGGAUCGUUCAUUUCCAAGGUUCCCUUCAGGGGAUAGUUUACCUAGGAGUACGGAGGCGGAUUUGCAAUGCUUCCGAGAGGCAAUUGCCUUGCAAGGUUUAGAUGGAGCUAUGUCAAAUAUUAGUGUGGGAUUCAGGCCACACAACAAUUCAAAUUCUAAUAGUUUGUCUGGCCUGCCAAAAACCAACGUUGAGGAACUGAACUCUUUCAUUUUAGAUGAAUUUUCACGAAACUGUGAUUCUAGAAAAAGAGCGGCGACUCCCGAUGUUAAUAUGGACUCUCCUACUAGAAAGAAGAAUAGAUUGUUAUAGACUAACCUAUCAUCUAAUUCAGCUGCUUUGUAUUUGAAAUUCUUAGUUAAUUUUUCAACUUUGUAUGUAACCAAACAUGAGUACAUUAUAUUUUGUGAUGGAGCUUAAUCAUUUUUAGUAAUGUAAAAAGAAAAGAAUUAAAUCCAGCAUUGAGUGUGAUACUACAGAAAAAUAUAUUAUUUAGUAAUUAUUAUAGUUACUUAAGUUUUUUAACUAAUAGAUAAAUUAUAAAAUCCAUUUAAUUUGAGAAAAUUAGUUAAAAGUAGAUUACACAAAAGUCAGUUAUACCUCAUCCAAUUUUAGAAAAUUUGUGCUAUUGUAAAGAUCUGGUUGUAUGAAAAGCAUGGUUCGAAGCGAGAAGCAAACCAUAUUUUAUAAUUAAUUUAAGGCCUUUAAAGUGGUAUGAAAAUAGUCAAACUUAAACACUUAAUGACCUCAUAUAAAUAAAAUGAGUUUAUCAACAUUGUGUUCAUGCUUACAGAUUAAUAGAAAUUAGAGUAAGAAGAUAAAAGGAAAUUGAUAAAAGAAUACAUUAUAUUAAUGUUAAUAAAUGUUGUAUUAUUUUUUAGUUUGAAAUAAAAACGUAAAGGUUGUUACCUAUUGGAUUAAAACUUGAGAAACAAUGGUUUAAUGUAAUAAGACAAUCCGAUUUUGUUUAUGGAUGUGUAUUCUGUAAACCAUUUUAAAAUAUCUUAAAUUAUUGUUUUCAAGGAAAGCCUAUUGUAUGUUCAACAUUUUCAUAGUAAGUUACACACGGCAAUUUUUUUCUGGUUUAACCAUAAUAUUACUGGUCUUAUUUUUUACAUGUAUGUGAUAAGUCUUAGAUGUACAGUAUAUUUUGAAAGUUAAUGAACUUUUAAAUAGAAAUCUCAAAAAAGCUUUGUUUAAAGAGCAUGCCUCCAGAUUUAUGUUAUUUUAUAGUGAAAAGUUUUCUCGUGAAUCAGUGAUUAAACAGCCUAAGACGCCAAAACUUCCCAAAAGGUAUUAAUUACAUACCUACUAAAGUAUGUAAAGAGCAGUUACUCAGAAAACAGGGUAGAUAAAAUGGUGAUCAAUGGAAAUACAUUUAUAUACUAUUUGUACAUAAAACAUGCAGAGUACUGCAUAGAUUGCAAGUAAUUAUACAUAACAUAUAAUAACUCUUAAUACUGUUUACAUUACAUUAAAAUGUAAGUUAGAUUUUUGUUUUAAUUUAUUUACUCAUCACUAGAUGGUAAAAGGGUCAAGGAUAACACUACACCUGCUGAAUUUCUUAUUAGGACUUGUUUGGAAAUAUUUAUUAUCAAUUUUAUGGUUAUCAAUGUGAAAAAUUUAAAGUUAGACAGCCAGCUGUAUACUUAACCAACAGUAAAAGGCCUGGUUAAAUUACACAGAUAUGCAGGCUGGCCUGGUUCUAUUCUGGUGGCAAAGGCUUUAUCAAUUUCCAUUUCAGUAGGUUAAUGAUAAUGAUACAAUUGAAAAACAUUAAUUUUAGUGUAAUAUUUAGACAAAUAUUUUAAUUUAGUUAAUAAGGAAAAAAAAGAAAUUAAGAAUUGAAUUGGUAUGAAAAUUUGUUAUCCUUACUUUCUGUAAAUGAAUAUUGUUUUUAGAAGAAUUUGUCCCAAGUUAAAGGGUAUUAUUAGUCAUAAAUGUGUGUAACAUAAUUAACAUGUUUGUAAUAUAAAUAUCUAUAUUUAACACCAAUGCCAUGUUUAUAUUGAUUCAAUCAAUAUAAAAUGUUGGGAGAAUGUAAAUAAUAAUUGGAUGAUCUUUCUAGUUACAGAAAUUGAAAUUAUAGAUUUAUUGUAGUAUUUUGUACACAUUAUGUCAUUGAAAGUGAUAAAACAAUUUCUUUUGUAAUGCAGAAACAGUGUGUCAUUACAGCAGUAAACGUUGCCUCAGUAACUGCCUCGUGACAGACUCGGACCUCAAAUCUAAAUAAAAUCCACUUCUGAUAUAGAGGUAUUUUUGUCUUCAAUUCUAACAUGUGGAGAACACAAUUUUUUUACUUAUUUUUUUUUGUCCAAGCAGAAACUAAAAAGUUCAGUAUUGAACCUUAUAAAGAUGUUUACUUUCUUUGUUUUAAACUGACAAUGUUAGACGAAAUACGGUCUUCAAAAAUUGAUUUAUUUAUUAAUUUUGUAACUAAAUGCCUUUACUUACCAUUAUAUAUAUAGAUUUGAGUUCAAUAUUUGAAGACUGGUUACACUGACACUGACUGUUUUAUAACAGAGAUGUUUAAGUAUGUAUGUGUGUGUUGGUAUAAAUGAACAAAUAUACUAAUGUAAUGUUUAAAUGUAUUAUGUGUAAUUUUAUUUCACACUGAUACUUUGGUUACCUCCCUUUGGUUACAAAAGUGAUCUGUGUAUGUAAAGGGCAUUAUUGUAGGAAAUUGUAUGUUGAACAUAUUAAGUUGAUGUAAACACUUAACUAGAUAAAUCUGAUUACACUGAUAUACGGAUAUGAGUUUUUAUUUUGUUGAUUGCAUCAUAGAUAUAAAUAGAAGUUAUGUGUACAUGGAUAUGUGACAGUAUGUUCGAUGAAAAUAGAUUUGUUUUAUACAUUGACAAGAUAAUCUCUGAUGAAACCAAUUGGAAAAAUGAUAUUAUUUGUUGUAGGUGUAACGAUAUUGCAGAUUUAAGAACAGAUUUGUGCAUUUGUUAUAAAUUAGGGCCUAGAGUAAAGUAAAAUCUAAUUUGUCUGAUAAUAAUGUUUAUCUCAAAUGUAUUUUGUAAAUAGCAUAAGGUAACCUUUGUUUUAUCAUCAUUUUAUUAUCUGACUUAAAAUCAACAUGCUAAAUUACCUAAAUGUACAGUAUUCACUUUCCAUUUUGAAACGCGAUUAGGCCAUGUUGGGUCUAUCGUUAUAAAAA